GUUUCUGUUUCUUGAUUUCUGCUCCUCUUUGUCAGUUCUAAGUUCUAACUUGAAAUUAUUUUCACAAAUGGAAUAAAUUAUAAUAAAAGUUAGGCAAUAUUGUAUAGCAGAGAUGCAGUUCACAUCUGAAGAAGCCUAUGCUCGUCUCAUUAGUCAUAAUAUGACUGUGCCACAGCGAAUCAAGGCAACAGGUGACAUAGUUGAUGAUGAAAGUUCCCCUAAUGGGUUAGCAGGUGGUUGGGACUAUGCUAAUGAAAAAUUUGAUAUGAACGUACCAGAAAGAAUACUAGUAGUUGGACAAGACCAGCAUAUAGGCACAAAAGCUCCCCCAAGGGAAAUUCAAUUGGAUAAUGCGGUACUGCCGACAGAUCCUGGUAUGAUACGCGUGAACACUCCUCCGCGAGUAAUAACUCUUGACCAGCACUACUUCCCUUCAGCUGAUGACUUCCUCGCGGAAUCGGCCAGCUCACCGCCAAGGAAUGUGCGAACAACACGCUCGCAAGGCGACGGAGCGCGCGCUGCCACACCACGUUGCGAUAAUUUCAAUGAGUCAACCAUGACCGAGUCUCGAAUUGUUUUGAGAGAUCCAACACCACCAAUGGGAAACGGCGAAGGUCUUUCAACUGCUGAGGAGCUGGUUCAUUUGAGAAGACAGAUUGUCAAAUUGAAUAGGCGUGUCAUGUCAAUUGAGGCUGAACAAUUACAACGUCAGCAGAAAGAAAAAAUAGCUUACGCUAUUGGAAUUGCCUACUUAUUGUUCAAAAUGAUUGCUUGGCUCAAUCGAUCUUAAUCAUAAGAUGAACUAUUUAAUGAAUUGUUGACAUUAUGAAAACUAUUGGUUGAAGCCAUUCUAAAUGUGGCAUGAAGUUUAGAAUUGUCCUUAACAUGGUAUAGAAAAUGGGAUAUGUUAUAAAUAUUUCCUUGAAAGUUAUAAUUUCUUAGUUUUAGGCAAUCUUUUUUACAACCUGUGUACAUUUCUGCAAUUUGUUGUACAGUGAAUAUACCAGCAAUUGUUUAUAAACCACCCAAAACUUCUUUACAUCUCAUGAACUGCGUAUGAAUUGUGAAUUACAUAUUUUUCACAACUAUGAGAAGGUGUGCUGUAGGUCAUUUUUAUUCAAAUAAACGAUAGAAUCCAAAUAAUAUGUGUUGCUUAUUUAUUUUAAGCUUAUUAUAAGGUGUGGUCCAAAAGUAAUGAUAAUGAAUAUUAAACACGGUGAUUAUUGUGAAAAAAUAAUUUAUUUUUCUACACAGUCUCCAAACAAGUCAAUCAUUUUUUUAAACUCAGAAUUCCCUUAGCAAAAAAAAUCUUAUGUUGAUCCUCCAAAUAAGUCUCAACAGCCUCCAUCAAUCACUUCGCUAUCACCUGCAAAUUUCUUGCCUUGAAGGAGUUGUUAUCGCCAGCAACGCAAAGUCAGGAAUUUGUAUUUAGAAUAACCCAAAAUUAGGGGCUCACCUUCGCAGCUUCGGCUUAUUGGUCGCCCUCGGCGACCAGCAUCAGCCUCUACGGCUCGCAGAUUUGCCUGCGAUUUGCCAUAGCGGGCUGGGGCUGUUCUCCCUCCGCGCCUACGGCUUUACAAAAACACUAGGGGUAGGACAGACACGACUAGGUGGAGUCCCAGACUCCACGUAGUCGUGUUUUGUCGUCGUUCUGAUUCGGUUUUUGGUACUGAUUCGACCUAUCUUUAACUAUAAUAAACUGAUAAAGAACAAAAAUGCCGUUCGUACCUUAUAGUAAGGUAAUGGUGGUCCUGGACCCGAUAAUUCUCAGAAUAUAUAGUAGAUAAUAGUGACAUCUAUCGAAAAUCAUAAAAUGUGAAAAAGUUUAAUUUCUAAUCUAUAAAAAGUUUUGAUUUUCUCUAAAUAAACUGAUAAAAACUGUAGGUAAUUAUUGCAAAACUCACUAUCCAUAUUAUAGUUUAAAUAAAGACAUUUUUAUAUAUGUAUUAGCCAGAUCUUAGAAUUAAUAAUAUCAUAAAGUAGUCAAUUAUAGCACGAAAUGAGGGCAUUUAAUUAACAUUGUUUUUGACUAUAUCAUGAUGUAGCUUGACCAAAUCGAUAUUAACAACUAAACACAACAUUGCUAUUUCUUCAUAUUGUUAUAUCUAUACAUAUAAUAAACCUGUAGAAAAGUCGUGUCUGUAAUUCUAAUAUUUUAUUGGAAAAAUAAGUCCAGGGCACUGAAGCCAAAUUAGUGGUUUUUAGAAUUUUUGUGUCUGUCUGUAUUCCCCAUGAAGCUAAUACAAAGGGGAGACGGCAUAAAUAACUGUGCACUGUGAUUCUAAGUAGGUCCUGACGUCAUCAUAGUGGGCGUGGCUUUAGUUAGUUUACUGUCAGCAUUCGUCCUGUGCGCUUAUGUGUUGAAAAAAUCGCAAAUCGGUGUAUUUUCGUAGUAUUAAAAAGAAAAGGAUGAAGUGUUGUGUUUUAUUGUGUAAAAACUACUCAGAUAGACGCUCUGAUGUUAUGGAUGGCAUCACAUUUCAUUUGUAAAUAUUUUUGCACCUAAUUUAUUAAAAUAGUUCUAGAAAAAUCUCUGCGUCGGCUUUCAAAUAUAAUUAAAUAUAUUCGACACUAGAUGGCGAAACUUUGUGUCAUGUGAACUAAAAAUGUAAAGGUAGAUCUCAGUAUUGAUAAAAUAAGCAUACGAAGGUGCUGAAAUUUGUUUUGCAUUCAGACAUAAAGAAAUUUUAAUCGCAAAAUAGCAUUUUUAUAGUUUAUAAUCAUUUUGAGAACAGGCCGUAUUCUCGUCAAGUAAACCUCAUAAAAAGACAAGGCCCUAAUUAGAAUUCAAUUAUUUUUCCCAGUAAUCCCACUUUUAAUAUUAAAUGCAGGAAAUUGUACUUAGGCUGAUUUUUACGAAAUGUUUAAGUUAUAUUUAAGUGCCAUUCUAUAUGCAAAGAAUCACUUAAAUACAAUUUAAUGUUCUUAGAUUGGCAUUCAAAAAGUGCAUUCGGAUGCCUAGUUUGGAAUAAAAUAUUUAUAUUUUAAUUGAUUUAUAAAUAAAAUUAUAUUAAUUAU
Parnassius mnemosyne (clouded apollo) is the source of this 3018-nucleotide messenger RNA. NCBI's taxonomy places the organism in Eukaryota, Metazoa, Arthropoda, Insecta, Lepidoptera, Papilionidae. The record is from the annotation of a GenBank genome assembly.